Paramecium tetraurelia is the source of this 876-nucleotide messenger RNA. RefSeq lists its product as uncharacterized. The record is from RefSeq and is a predicted model, not a curated record. The transcript is spliced from 3 exons. NCBI's taxonomy places the organism in Eukaryota, Ciliophora, Oligohymenophorea, Peniculida, Parameciidae.
AUGGUGAUUAAGAUUAUAUCCUGUGAAGUGCGUUAGCUAGACACAGCAUACAUAGGUGGCUAAAUUUUUAAUUGCAAACUCUAGCAACUUAUAUCUGCAUACAUAUUAAUUAAAAGCAAGGGAUAAUGUGGUAGUUUUUUUUUAACACAGAGAAAAUCGAUCGGAGUAGAUACGAGUAAAAUAUUCAUAAAAUGUAUUAAUCUGAGUUUAUCUAUUCCAGCAAAUUGCUUCUACCUAUCCAGAUUGAUCAAAAGACAUUCUAAAACAUAAUAAAUUUUAGUUGUGUUGAACCUUUUGUCCAUAACACUCUCUUAUUACUUUACUCAUCAUUUUAGAAAUGGUAUAAAUAACCCUUCUAUUCAGAUAAUACAUAUGAUAAUCAAGUAUUCAAGCUCUGGAGCUAUAAUAAGCACAUUCUCUCCAAAGCUUUAUCAUAUACUGAAAAUACUAUUGAGCGUAUUUUAAUUAUCUUAUGUUGGGCAAAGCUUGCCGCAGAAGUACAUAUUUAACAAUUAAAAUGUAAUUGAUUAGUUAAUAGCCGGGACUUAAUUUGAAAACUACAAUAUUGCUAGAGGAAAACAAUUUACUGUUCGAUUUUAUCCUAAUUCAACCACUCAAAGUUAUCAAUACACACACUCUUUUUUCAAAUCAUAUGCCAGCUCUAUUAGCUACUAGUAUAAAUCACAAAAGCAUAAACGCUUUUUUUACAACGGCUAAUUGUUUCCAGAAAAUCUCAUUAAUACUCAGUCUGGCUUGUAUUAAUAAAUUCUAAAUGCAACUACUGAUACCUUUACUGACUGUUAUAUGUUUACCCAAUCAUAUGAGUAACAUUGUUAAGACAUUGCAAAAUAUGACUCAUACAAAGAUUGUUUUUGA